AUGAGGGCAAGCACUGUUCUUUCCUUUCGGAAUCAAACCAAGCCCAGUUCUCCCCUUUCUGAGCCCAUCCAAAGCCUGCCCGCUGUUGGCUCAGGGAUCCGGAGGUCAGCUCCGCGGCUCGGCCCUGCCCGGAGGCUCUCCCCGCCCCGGGGGCAGACCCGGGCCUGGCCCAGGUGUGUUCUCGGGCUUGCCCCGCCUCGCCCGGUGCGGCGGCAGCGGCAGCGGCAGCGGCGGGGACGGACGCGGCGCCGGGAGCUGCGACGGGAGCCGGGACACGGGCACCGGUACCGGCUGCCAGGCUCCUGCAGCGCAGGGAUGGAUGCGGAAGGUGUGAGUGAUUUCAGAGCCCUCCGAGCAAAAUUUCAGCACGACUCCAACGUGGCCAACAAGCUGGUACAGCCACAUAAGAGACCUCCCCCUGAGGUUGCACCCAAGCCAGGCUCUGCAGGGAAUGCUGUGCCCAGCCCUCUGCCCCGGAGUAAGAGCAAAGAGGUAAUACUAAAACCUAAGGAUGAAGCUGCCUCCCUCCCCUCUGCGCCCACCCAAAGCAACCCCUUGGUAUGGCCUCGAGCCAAGCUGGGUUAUGUGAAGCCAACAGGGCACAAUGAAGAGUAUAAAGGCAAUGUCUCGGAGAAAGGGCUGAGUUCUCCCAAAAAUGGUCCAGGGAAGCCUCUGCCAUCCUGUUGCACUGACCAGCAGGGAUCAGCCAAAACAGCUCCAGAGAGCCCUUCGUUCCCAAGCUCUUUCCACCAUGCCCUACAGAUUUGGGAAAACACCUUAUCGCACAGUGAGAAAGCAAAUGCAAUGCUCCCAACCCAGCAGGCAUCGAACUUGUAUGUGCACCCUCACCCGGAGCAGAGGGCAACAUGUGCUCCUGCUGAGUCAAGCAGUAGUAGGAUACAACCUUCUGGAAGCAAGCCUGUGCUGGACUUGCUGGCCCAGAAGCAGAAGGAUGCUCUGCUCAGCAGUGGGCAGGCUCUUCCCCAGGCUCCCAGGAGACACAGGACCUCUGAUGAAGCAGAUGCUGAGACGGCAGUGGCAACUGCAUUCUGCCAGCAGGGUUAUCGUGCAUCGAGAGAGCAGCCCCAGCACCAGAAAGAAUCCGAGCCCCCGUUCUUCCAGCCCAGAUCAGGAAAAUGGUCUCACAGCCCUGGGAGCAAGUGGCCAAGAAUUAAGCCUCUCCCUUCAGCUGAAUCCCUGGGUCCUGCCCCUGGGAAGCCUGCAAGACCCCCAGAGUUUGACCUCAGUGCUUUCCGAAGCACCGUGCCUUUGGUCCACAGAGGAAAUGAAACAACUGCUGACGAAGAGGAUUACUUGACCCCCGAAAGUGCUCAACUUGAAGAGCAGCAUAAUUAUGAAGAAACGGCAACUUACCUGAAUCAGUCUGGGGACACCACAACCUUGUGUGUCAUUGAAGUACCUAAGGCAGAACCUCAAGAACACAAGAAACAGAAGGCUUUUCUCUUUGCCAAAUCCAGUCCUGGAAGAGCUACAAUAGAGGAUGAAAAAGAGGGAAAAGAAAGUUUUGAAAGAGAGGAACAGGAAGCAAAGAAAAUUUUCAAGACAGGUGGAAAUGAAUAUGUAUCUCCCACUAACCGAACCAAGGAAGAUGGUGGAAGUGGGAUGAAGGCUCUGCAAGUGAAGGAGGAUGUGACCAGUACCCAGACUGCAAAGCAUCCUACCCCACAAGGGCUGGCAAAAGACAGAGCAGAGCUCUUGCGUUAUGUGUAUGUUGGUGCUCCAGAGGCAGGGAUAGAAAGAACAGCAUUGGACCAAAACACUUGGCAAUCUCUGCAGGCACCAGAGGAUAUCUAUGAUGAUGUUGAGGAAAUGCAAGAUAGACUCAGCCGUGGGUCAGACACCUCAUGUCCAUUCACUUCAGCCAGCGUUUCAGGAAACAGCUAUGAAGAAACAUAUGAAGAUGUUGAGAUUGGGGGUGAUAAUCCAGCAAAAGUGGAAACAAAAAACCAAAAGAGAUUUGGAAACUUGUUUAAGAUAGAAAAGUUGAAGCUGAAGAAUACCAGGUUCAAGGAAAACUUAAAGUUGUUUUCCAUUUCGGUACCAAAUUUAGGGGCUGUUUCCCAGGAGGACAUGGUGUAUGAUGAUGUUGAGGUGGGGCAGAGAGAGCCAAGAGAGAAGGAUGCCAAGUACAAACCCUGGAUGCCAAAAUUUCUGAUGGCGAAAGAGGACAAGGACCAAAGGAAAAGCAGUGGUGAUGUGGAAAGAAAGAUCUUCAAAGUCAAGAAAAGCAGUGGAGAAAAAAGCAAGAAGAUGGGAAAAGAAGAGAAGUCUUUUAGAGAAACAUUUAUGUAUGAUAAGGAGAUCAAUGUCAUCAGCACAGCCACUGCUGAGUGCUCAGUCCGCAGUCAGAGAAGAGUUGAUCUCCCAGUCACAGCUGGAGAACAGCUGGACAUUAUCGAUGUCACGGAGGGUGAUGCAGUGAUUUGCCGCAAUUCAGAGGGCAGAUACGGGUAUGUUCUAGUGGAGCACUUGAACUUCAGAUACUGCUAACUGAGAGCUGCUGCCCCAGGAGCAUCCCUGAAGGUCUCUAUGUGCUUCCUGUGUCCAUGCGAUCCCACAUUGAUCAGCUGUGGAGUGAUGAUGCACAUGUAAAUAAAGCUUUAUUUUUCACACUUUUA
Molecule: messenger RNA, 2639 nt
Organism: Melopsittacus undulatus (budgerigar)
Lineage: Eukaryota; Metazoa; Chordata; Aves; Psittaciformes; Psittaculidae
Gene: FYB2
Product: FYN binding protein 2
Exons: 20
Coding region: 1-2511 (836 amino acids)
Biological process (GO): integrin-mediated signaling pathway; protein localization to plasma membrane; T cell receptor signaling pathway
Cellular component (GO): plasma membrane
Molecular function (GO): protein binding
Source: RefSeq, a predicted model, not a curated record